AGUGAUUAGCAGCGUCGAAGACUGCUGGUUUAAGUUUUGCAGUGCCAUUUUGAGCAGCGUAGUAAGUAACAUUUGCUUGUUAAAUUAAAGUUAAAUUUUUUGCACCUUUCGUUUAAUGAAUCGAAAACGCAAAUUGCAGUGCCGAGUAAAAUACGUCACAAGUGUUGUUCGUAUAAAUUAAACAGCUUUGACAAAAUUUAUGUUUUUGACAUUUUUUUUUAACAACCAACCAAAAAAAAAAUAGAAAAGCGUCGUGCAACACACACCGCAAAUGAAAGAGAACGCCAGAAAUUGAAGUGUAGGUUGGAAAGAAAAGUAAGAAGAAAAUUUGCAAGUAUUUUUUUCUUGACUGUUGGCGCUUGCGUUCAAGUGCGAGCCUUACAGCUGCCUGUCAUCAACCAGCUUUACGGCCCGAAGCCCCAAAUACACCAAAUACAACAUAUUUUAACAGUCUUUAAGGCAACCAAGGCGGCUGCUGCAACAUAAAGCACACAGCGCAAUCGAAAUCGAAUGUCAGCACGAUAACAAAUAACUAAAGAAGAAGAAAAAAUCGCGAAAGAGGAAGAGGAAGAAAGAGAAAAAGUAACAAAAACAAAAAAAAAAUUCUACUACUACCUAUAAUAAUAAUACAAAUAAUAAUAAUCGAAAGAACUUGAAGAAAACAGAACGAGAAAAUAAACAAUAAGAACGGCGGAAACAGGAAAAGCAGAAAAAGCAGCAGCGGCGACGUUUGCAGUAGCCGAUUGAGAGCAACAUUCAAGGGCCAAAUAAGAUGGACAUUGAAACAGAUCAGUCUAUCGAAGCAAUGGACACCCAGGAUACCCAAGAGGUCGAAAUAAUCACAAGCGACCUACAACAGCAACAACAACAACAGCAGCAGCAACAACAACAACAGACAAACUCGCCGCCUCAAUUGCCCAAAUUUAAGAAUUUAAUACAUCCACAGUUGCAACAACAACAACAACAACAGCAGCAGCAGCAGCAGCAGCAGCCACAACAACAACAGCAGCAACAGCAACUUCACAGUGAAAACGGUAACGUGCCACCACAACAGUUGUUGGCCGAAAGCAGCUCCACAUCGUUUGGUAACGAACAAGAGAUGCCAAUGGACGACGAGACAAAGGAGGAUCAAUUCCGUUCGGAAACGGUAUUCUCCUAUACCGUUGAGAAUGUUAGCCAAAUCAAGCAACAACAUUUAUCGCAACCAGUGUAUGUUCGCAUGCUGCCAUGGAAGAUAAUGGUCAUACCGAAUGAUCGGGCAUUGGGAUUCUUUCUCCAAUGCAAUGGUGAGAAUGAUUCACCCACCUGGUCAUGCAAUGCCAUUGCCGAAUUGCGUCUCAAAUGUCACAAGCCGGAUGCGCAGCCAUUUACGCGCGCCAAAAUCAAGCAUUUAUUCUACUCGAAGGAGAACGAUUAUGGUUAUUCAAAUUUCAUAACCUGGCAGGAGCUGCAGGAUCCGGACAAAUAUUAUGUGCACAAUGGCAGCAUUACACUGGAAGUGCAUGUUAUUGCCGAUGCUCCGCAUGGCGUUCUAUGGGAUUCCAAGAAGCAUACCGGCUACGUUGGCCUAAAGAAUCAGGGUGCCACUUGCUAUAUGAAUUCGUUGCUGCAAACAUUAUAUUUUACAAACUCAUUGCGCUUGGCCGUUUAUCGUAUACCAACGGAGGCAGAUGAUAGCACCAAAUCGGUGGGCUUAUCCCUGCAGCGUGUCUUCCACGAGCUGCAGUUCGGUGAUCGUCCCGUUGGCACCAAGAAGCUAACUAAAUCAUUCGGCUGGGAGACUCUGGACUCGUUCAUGCAACACGAUGUCCAGGAAUUUUUGCGUGUCCUGCUCGACAAGUUGGAGUCGAAAAUGAAGGGCACCUGCCUCGAGGGCACCAUUCCAGGACUAUUCGAGGGCAAAAUGUCGUCGUACAUUAAAUGCAAGAAUGUCGACUAUAAUAGCACACGCUACGAGACAUUUUAUGAUAUUCAGCUAAAUAUCAAAGACAAGAAGAACAUCUACGACUCGUUUCAGGAUUAUGUCGCCUCGGAGACACUCGAAGGCGACAACAAAUACGAUGCCGGUGUCCAUGGUCUUCAGGAGGCAAGCAAGGGCGUUAUAUUCACAUCAUUCCCGCCGGUGCUGCAUUUGCAUUUGAUGCGUUUCCAAUAUGAUCCAAUUACAGACAGUUCGAUCAAAUACAAUGAUCGCUUUGAGUUUUAUGAGCAAAUCAAUCUCGAUAGUUAUCUGGCGGAGAAUGAGAAGACCCCGGCCGAUUAUGUACUGCAUGCCGUGCUCGUGCACUCGGGUGACAAUCAUGGCGGUCAUUAUGUGGUCUUCAUUAAUCCCAAAGCUGAUGGACGUUGGUUUAAGUUUGAUGACGAUGUGGUAUCCAGUUGCCGUAAACAAGAGGCGAUCGAGCAGAAUUAUGGCGGCAUGGAUGAUGAGAUCUCGUUUCAUGCCAAAUGCAGUAAUGCCUAUAUGCUCGUCUAUAUACGACAAUCGGAGCUAGAUCGCGUAUUGGGCGACAUACCUGAAAAUGAGAUAUCCAGUGACCUGGUGGAGCGUCUCGAUUUAGAGAAACGCAUCGAAAUGGCGCGUCGCAAGGAGCGCAGUGAGGCGAAUCUCUAUGUACCAAUCCAUGUCAUACUCGAGGAAUACUUUGAGUCACAACAAAAGCGACGUCUCUUCGAUUUGGAGAAGACACAUCAGCGUCCAUUUAAGCUAAAGCAAAAUCAAACCGUUAACGAGAUGGUCGAGAUGCUGGUGAAGGCAUUUGGUGUGCCACGCGAUCGCAUGCGCAUGUGGAACAUGUGCACGGCCCAAACACAAAAGUUCCUGCAUUUUGAUUUUGAGGCAGAGGCCACAAGGACCAUCGAACAGAUACCCACAUCGCAGAAGCCAUGGGUGAUCUUCCUGGAGCUGGCACCGCCCGAUAGCACCGUGCCACUGUCACCGUUCAAUCCCAAGACCGAUGUGCUGCUCUUCCUCAAGUAUUACGAUGCGCGCAACAAGCGUCUCAAUUAUAUCGGUUGCACACAGCAGCCACUUUCUCGUCGUCUCGCCGAGCUGGUGCCAGAGAUUAAUCGUAAACUUGGCUUCGAACCGGACACUGAACUGACCGUAUUCGAUGAGUAUGCUGAAAAGAAAAUACCCAACAUUAAUGAGCCCAUUGAGAAUGUCCUCUACAUGCCGCAGGAUCAUUUGCAGGGACCGAUAUUAAUCUUUGAACGCGAGAAUGUUGAUGUUAAACUGGACUUACCCACCGUUGAGGAUUACUUUUUGGAUCUUGUCUAUCGCAUCGAGAUCAUUUUCAGCGACAAAUGUAAUCCCAAUGAGCCCGACUUCACACUCGAGCUAUCAAAUCGCUAUAACUAUGAUCAAUUGACAAAUGCCGUCGCCGAGCGACUCAACACAGAUCCCCAAAAGCUGCAGUUCUUCAUGUGCAUCAGCAACUACAAGGAGACCGCUGGCAAUGCUGUGCCCUACACCUACAAGGGUACCAUUAAGGAUCUCUUGUCGUAUACGAAGCAGAGCACGCCGAAGCGUAUUUUCUAUCAGCGAUUGUCACUAAGCAUACACGAGCUGGAUAACAAGAAGCUGUUCAAGUGCAUUUGGGUAUCCAAUGACCUGAAGGAGGAGAAGGAGCUGGUGCUAUAUCCGAAUAAGAAUGAUACGGUCAAGGGUCUCCUAGAUGAGGCGGCCAAAACAAUAACGUUCGCUGAAAAUAGCCGCAAGAAGUUGCGUCUCAUGAAGGUGGGCAAUCAUAAAAUUGCGUCCGUCUGCAAGGAUGAUAUCCUAUUGGAGACAUUGAUCAAGACAAAUGAAUCGAUAACAACCACACAAGGUACACAGAAAAUCUAUCGCAUCGAGGAGGUGCCCAUCGAGGAGACACAGCUGGCCGAGAAUGAGCUUCUCAUACCUGUGGCCCAUUUCAGCAAAGAGUUGUACAAUUCAUUUGGUGUCCCGUUCCUGACAAAAGCGCGACAUGGCGAACCGUACGGUGCGCUCAAGCAGCGCAUACAGAAGCGUCUCAAUGUUCCCGAUAAGGAAUGGGAGAAUUAUAAAUUUGCUGUCAUCACAAUGGGUCAUACAACCGAUGUGAAUGAUAAUACACCUAUCGAUCUGGAGGUCUAUCGCACUUGGACUAGCGGACAGUUGCCAUUCUUUGGACUCGAUCACAUCAAUAAGUCGCGCAAGCGCAGCUCAUUGAACUUCUCCGAGAAGGCAAUCAAAAUCUACAAUUAAUCAACAAACAAACAAACAAAAAAUUAAAUAAAAUAAAAAAUAUAUAUAUAUAAAAAAGGAGAAAAGAAAAAAACAACAACAACAAACGACAACAAUAUCUACAACUACAACAACAACAUCAACAGCAACAGCAGCAACAACAAAUAAUAAUAGUUAUAUAGAUAUAUUAAUAAUAUAUUCAACUUGGAUCGUACUGUGUAUAUGUGUAUGUGUCAGUGUUUGUGUCUCGGUACCCAUCUUAACUCUUAACGA
Messenger RNA from Drosophila innubila, 4483 nucleotides. RefSeq names its product ubiquitin carboxyl-terminal hydrolase 7 (gene Usp7). The transcript is spliced from 4 exons. Gene Ontology annotation, cellular component: nucleus; cytosol. NCBI's taxonomy places the organism in Eukaryota, Metazoa, Arthropoda, Insecta, Diptera, Drosophilidae. Bases 773 to 4231 code for a protein of 1152 amino acids. The record is from RefSeq and is a predicted model, not a curated record. Gene Ontology annotation, biological process: regulation of protein stability; protein deubiquitination. Gene Ontology annotation, molecular function: protein binding; cysteine-type endopeptidase activity; cysteine-type deubiquitinase activity.